Messenger RNA from Ylistrum balloti, 4333 nucleotides. Its product is annotated as isoleucine--tRNA ligase, mitochondrial-like. Gene Ontology annotation, biological process: isoleucyl-tRNA aminoacylation. NCBI's taxonomy places the organism in Eukaryota, Metazoa, Mollusca, Bivalvia, Pectinida, Pectinidae. The record is from RefSeq and is a predicted model, not a curated record. Bases 1 to 2934 code for a protein of 977 amino acids. The transcript has 23 exons. Gene Ontology annotation, molecular function: aminoacyl-tRNA deacylase activity; isoleucine-tRNA ligase activity; ATP binding. Gene Ontology annotation, cellular component: cytosol.
AUGUUUAGUUCGUUGAGACUACGUGGGAUAAGAUUUCCAAAUACUAGUUUCGUUCGAUUUAAGAGUAAAUCAAGUAGUAAAAGAUAUUCGGAGACGCUCAAUCUCCCAAAAAGUGAUCUUGUCGCAACCUCUAAAAGUGGGAAGGCAAUACAGCGAGAGCAACAAAUCCAAGAGGUUUGUGGAUUUAGUAAACUCUAUGAAUGGCAACGAUCCCAGGAAAGGGAGAAGGAAUUUGUUUUACAUGAUGGUCCUCCUUAUGCAAAUGGAAAACCACAUGUUGGACAUGCUUUGAAUAAAAUUCUGAAGGACAUCACUAACAGAUACAAGCUGCUGAAAGGGUAUAAAAUACAUUAUAUACCUGGCUGGGAUUGUCAUGGACUACCUAUAGAACUUAAGGCAAUAAAAACCAAAGAUGGCACUCCGCAGAAAAUGACUCCAUUGGAAAUUCGAAGAAAAGCCAAAAAAUUUGCUGAAGAAUCUAUACAAGUGCAGAGUAAAGCGUUCCAGAGUUGGGGUGUCAUGGCUGACUGGAAAAACUCCUGCUACCACACUGUUGACCGUGAAUUUCAGGCCAGAGAAUUGGACCUGUUUUACACAUUGUAUCAGAAGGGCUUAGUCUAUGAGGAUUUCAUGCCAGUUUAUUGGUCACCAUCUUCUAGAACAGCUUUAGCUGAGGCAGAACUUGAGUAUAAUCCACACCAUGUCAGCCAGGCAGUAUACCUGGGGUUCCCAGUCGUCCCGUCAUCUCUGACAUCUCUCAACAUAAACCAAUUGACGUAUAAGAAAGUUUAUGCUGUGAUAUGGACAACAACACCGUGGACGCUUCCUGUCAAUCAGGCAAUAUGUUACAAUGACAAUCUAAUGUAUUGUCUACUGCAGGACCAUAGCACUGGAGAUGUGUAUGUCUGUGAGAAAAUCUUUGUGGAGAAAUUGGUGAAUCUGUUGUGUAAACCUCUAACUGUGAUUAAUGAGGUUAAAGGGAAGUUUUUUAAUGGAGCUCAGUAUACCCAUCCCUUGACCAACGAGGUGCUUCCUUUCCUGCCAGCCAAUCAUGUGGUAUCAGGAAAAGGGACUGGAUUUGUUCACACCGCACCUUGUCAUGGCCAUGAUGACUUCAAAGUUGCCUUUAACAACAAUAUCACCAUAAAAAGUAUUGUGGACGAUGAGGGCGUGUACACUGAAGAGGCUGGCCAAAUUCUAAAAGGGAAAACAGUGGGCAAAGACGCUGACAGUACAGUGAUUGAGAUGCUAAAGGAGAGUGUUAUCCAUAAAUCCUCCUACCAGCACAGCUACCCAUAUGAUUGGCGGACCAAACAACCUGUCAUCAUUAGGGCCAGCAAACAGUGGUUCAUCAACACCAACAAAAUCAAGGACAAAGCUGUGGAAAGUUUGAGUUCAGUAGAUAUUACACCCAAUGCUUCUGAACAUGGCAUGUUGGCACAGCUGAAGGAACGUACCUAUUGGUGUAUCUCUCGUCAGAGGGCAUGGGGACUACCUAUACCUGUGUUCUAUCACAAAGUCACUGGCAAAGCCCUCAUCAACAGCCAAACUAUUGAUCACCUAAAGAAACUCUUUACCGAACAUGGCAGCGACUGUUGGUGGUCCAUGUCUGAGGAAGAACUUCUACCCAAGGACAUGCUUGUCCAGAUGGGGGCUAGCUCGUCAGAUUUUACCAAGGGAGGAGAUAUUCUGGACAUCUGGUUUGACAGUGGAUCAUCAUGGUCUGUACUACACAAAGAUGGGAUAGAGAGAGCUGACCUUUACCUGGAGGGGUUGGAUCAAUUUGGAGGUUGGUUCCAGUCCUCUCUCCUAACCAGUAUUGCCACAAAUGACAUCCCUCCAUACAGGCAGCUUGUUGUACAUGGGUUUGCUGUAGAUGAAGAUGGAAAGAAAAUGUCAAAGUCUGUUGGGAAUGUGGUAGAUCCUGAGGCAGUGAUAUAUGGUGGUAAAAACCAGGAAAAGGAGCCAUCCUAUGGUGUGGAUGUAUUGAGAUGGUGGACUGCUCAGGCUCAACUACAACCUAUGGUCCUGAUUGGUCCGUCCAUACUACAAAGAUGUAAUGAAGAUAUCUUCAAGAUUAGGAAGGUGAUGAAGUUUGUGCUGGGGAAUAUACACGAUUUCCAAUCUGAUGAAUUGAUGCCUUAUGAUCAGCUCUGGCCACAGGACAAAUACAUGUUGUACCAGCUGUACAAUUUAGCUGAACAGGUGACACAAUCCUAUGACAGUUAUCGUUAUGGAAGAGUACUAGGACUGUUGGAAAAAUUCACUAAUAUAGAUCUGUCUGCGUUUUACUGCAGUAUCAUCAAAGACAGACUGUAUUGUACAGCUGCUGAUGACAAAGCCAGAAGGUCUGCCCAGACGGUGUUGUAUCAUGUGACAGACAUAUUUGUGAAGUCUUUAGCACCAAUUGUUCCUCACCUGGCAGAAGAGUUACAUCAACAUUUCUCAAAAUCAGAGGAGAGCAGUGUGUUCAAGUCUAACUGGUUUGCCUUAGACACUGCCUGGGCAGACUGUGCCAUUCUGAACUUCAUGCAGCCUGUUCUGAGUAUGAAGGAAGACAUUGAUUUUGCUGCUGACGUCAAACGACCUGUGGAGUUUGACCUCACUUUGUACUGUAGUCACAAUCUUCACAAUAUUCUACAGCAAUUCCAGUCUGAAGUGUCGUCUGCUACUUCACCGUUAACAGAAAUUUUACAGACAUCUUACACACAUCUAACAACAGUAGCUCCCGAUGUCAUCCCCGAUGAGUGUGUUGUCCUGAAUGGUGCCUCUAAAAUCUCUGUUAUUGAGGGAGUUAAGGAGCCAGAAGAGUAUGUACUGCUGUUAUCACCUGCCAUGAAAGAUAUCUGUGAACGUUGUCGCCGUUACACUACUGACAACAGAAAAUCUCCGUGUGAUCGAUGCUUGUCAGUUUUAGCUGAUGGGUGGGCUUGAUUUCGGACUUGUCUUGGGACCAGGGUGCUGAUGACAUGAUAUUACAAAUCAUGUAACGUACACCUGGCUGCAAUAUGCCAUCAAAGAUGAGAGGGUGUCUAAUGCCUUCUGAACAGCUGACGCUACUAACUACUGUUGUUGAAAUUGAUUCUACAUUGUAACAGCAUUUUUUGUAUGGCUAAACCAUAGAAUAUUUAUUGUACAACAGCUCAUGAGAUAGGUGAUGUUUACUUAAUUACCUAUUAUUAAUUGUCAACUUUCAAUGAAAAUCAUGUUAAAGCAGAAAGGGAUUUAUCAUAAUGAGAUGACUGGUUUACUGGGUCUGUGUGGAUUAUUGAUGUAGAAUUGAAAAUUAAUGGUUAAACUGUGUCUAAGCUGGUAUUGAUCUGUGAAGGAAAUAGAGAUAAACAAACUUAUCAAACUUAUUUUACUUAUCACAAAGGCAUUAGCUUUAUUUUGGUGCUUAUCACUAAGACAAGUAUAGGGACGGACCAAUCAUACUUAUCACUAAGACAAGUAUAGGGACGGACCAAUCAUACUUGUAGGGACAGACCUAUCAUACUUAUCACUAAGACAAGUACAGGGACGGACCUAUCAUACUUGUAGGGACAGACCUAUCAUACUUAUCACUAAGACAAGUAAAGGGACAGACCUAUCAUACUUAUCACUAAGACAAGUACAGGGACGGACCUAUCAUACUUGUAGGGACAGACCUAUCAUACUUAUCACUAAGACAAGUAAAGGGACAGACCUAUCAUACUUAUCACUAAGACAAGUAUAGGGACGGACCUAUCAUACUUAUCACUAAGACAAGUAUAGGGACGGACCUAUCAUACUUAUCACUAAGACAAGUAUAGGGACGGACCUAUCAUACUUAUCACUAAGACAAGUAUAGGGACGGACCAAUCAUACUUAUCACUAAGACAAGUAUAGGGACGGACCAAUCAUACUUAUCACUAAGACAAGUAUAGGGACGGACCUAUCAUACUUAUCACUAAGACAAGUAUAGGGACGGACCUAUCAUACUUAUCACUAAGACAAGUAUAGGGAUGGACCUAUCAUACUUGUAGGGACAGACCUAUCAUACUUAUCACUAAGACAAGUAUAGUGACGGACCUAUCAUACUUAUCACUAAGACAAGUAUAGGGACGGACCUAUCAUACUUAUCACUAAGACAAGUAUAGGGACGGACCUAUCAUACUUAUCACUAAGACAAGUAUAGGGAUGGACCUAUCAUACUUGUAGGGACAGACCUAUCAUACUUAUCACUAAGACAAGUAUAGUGACGGACCUAUCAUACUUAUCACUUAGACAAGUAUAGGGACGGACCUAUCAUACUUAUCACUAAGACAAGUAUAGGGACGGACCUAUCAUACUUAUCACUAAGACAAGUAUAGGG